Molecule: messenger RNA, 755 nt
Organism: Ochlerotatus camptorhynchus
Lineage: Eukaryota; Metazoa; Arthropoda; Insecta; Diptera; Culicidae
Product: cytochrome c oxidase subunit 6B1-like
Exons: 2
Coding region: 164-412 (82 amino acids)
Cellular component (GO): mitochondrion; respiratory chain complex IV
Source: RefSeq, a predicted model, not a curated record
CUGUCAGCUCUGGGUUCUUUUUUCCUCGCAAGUUAGAAAAAUCGUAGCAAGCAGCCAUCUUAGCUCGUCCAGGUCACAGUCGUAAGAGCAGUGUGUGUCAAGUGCGUGCGAAAAAUUUUCAAUUCGUAUCCCGAAUCAGCCCCUUUGAACUGAAUCGCUAAAAAUGGCCCCAGCAGCAACCGGUACGCUCCCACUGAAGGCGGCUCCCUUCGAUCCGCGCUUCCCGAACGUUAACCAAACCAAGUACUGCUACCAAAGCUAUCUGGACUUUCACCGCUGCGAGAAGGUGAAGGGCAAGGGUGACAAGGUGUGCCAGUACUUUAAGCACGUGUACGGCGAUCUGUGCCCGAAUGCUUGGAUUGAAAAGUGGGACACCCAGCGCGGGGAGGGACUCUUCGCUGGCAGAAUCUAAGACCGCGACGACGACGAUGCCGACGGCGACGAUGCGCACUGCUUAGAGACGUCACCGCUUUCCAUUCCGCGGCGUCACGUUGCAGUCAUGUUGUUGUUCUUAUUCAGUUAUAAAUCCCCUAAUUGGCUUGAAUCAAAAUUUACGAAAACUUAUGAUUGUGAACUCGAUUGGGCAUUCGGUUGAAAACAAAAUUCGCUAGGUCUAGUAGGAUUAGUUCUGUGUUGUCGAGAAACAAACACGAUGUUUGAGAUUUGUAGUUUCACCCCGUAAAGAGGUUACACUAUGAAGCAAACACACUUUCGAGCAAAGAAAUAAACGGAUGACUGGUUCAGAAAAUAGUUGA